UGUCAUGGCACGCAGCCCAACUUUCUUUCAUUGAUUGCAGCCAUUUGCGCGCGUCUGUGCAGCUUCCAAGGGUCGAUUAAAACAGGAAAAAGAGACAGCGAGCUUGGGGGGGGGGAAAAUAGCGUUUCCAGGACAGAAGUGUGGAGAUUAAAAAAAAAGAGAGGAGAAAAGUUUGAGAAGUGAAACUGAACUUGUAUCCCGAGUCACGUGUCAGCGUUGGGAGUGGAGACAAAAGACGAGGGAGUGCGACCUGGGAUGAUUGCGCGUAAAAGUUCGGGGGGAAUUGGAUCAGCAGCAGGUGGAGGAGGAGAGAAUUUAAAACCUCACUAUCACCCGGCUAACAUUCGGCUUCUGUCUGCUGUGGGAAUGGAUGGGAAAUUACUCCGCAUUAGACACAGGCUCUAGCUCCGAUCAGCAGUAAUGGAAACAUGAUAGCCAGGAUGCAACACUGACAAGGGGGCAAGGUGAGAGAGCUUCUCAGUGUCCGGGGUGUUCGUGACGUGGAACAUGACUCGCCAGCGAAAAAGAAACAGAAAGACAAACUCCUCCACUGACAAUGGGAAAGGGGUCACUGGCCUUCUUUUUGGGCACAACAGGUCCCUGCAGUGCAACACCAGCACCAGCACCACCGUGCACACGAGUGUACAAGGUGCGUCGGGUGUGAUGGCGUUGUGCUCCGAGGCCUGUGUCUCGGGAGGAGACUCCUCUGGGAGUGAGACGGGUUCUAGCUGUCUUCAGUUUGGGGUUCGUUCCUAUCUGCACCACUUCUACGAGGAGUGCUCAUCCUCCGUGUGGGAGAGAGACCCUGAGGAUCGGGGGUUCGUCCAGAGCCAGAGGUCAGCCCUGUGGUGGAACUCAGCAGUCUGGAAGGUGUCCUUGGCCCUGGGCCUCCUGAUCCUGACUGCAGGCAUCGCCAGCCUGUCAGUCGGCUCCUUCACUCCCCAUAAAAUCGAGUCGUUCGGAGAGGGGGACCUGCUCUUUGUCGACACCCACGCCAUUAGCUUCAACAGGGGGCUGCACCUCAGCGCUGCGGCUGGGAUCGGGCUCUCCUGCCUCGGCUCGGCCCUGCUGGCGAUGGGGGUUGUCGUUUGGAUCCUGCCCAGGGCCAACUUGAAGGAGAGGCUGUUCCACAGACCGGGGGAGGGGGAAGGGAGAGGAGAGCUGCGGUCCAAGGGGAGGGGAUUUAGGGAUCCAGGGGAUGUGGUCACUAAGCCACCAGGUAUCGAAGAGGGGAAGAUACCUGUCACACUGUCGAAAGUGGAAAAUGUGCAGCCCACUUCUUAAAAGGAUCCCUGCUGAGCAACAUGGCUCCAGGCUUUUGUUGUAGUCCAGGGGGCCUCAUUUACAAGGUCUUAUGGUGGUUUGUUUUUCAUCUAUUUUGAAGGUAAAAUAUGUAAUUUUAUCACACAAAUGGAGGUCGUUUGGAUACCUGGAAAUUAGACUCAAACAAGAUGUAGACGAAAUACUUCAAAAACCUAUCAGGCUUCAAAAGCACAGCUUGAUCAGAGAUUUUUAUUGUCGAAACAAACCCAAAUUAAAACAUAUAAAUGAGGCACCAAGACUUCAACCAGAGACCUUGUGGCUCUCUUGUAUUGUAGCUGUUGACUUUGUUUGUGCAGUGCAAUAGUCUUGUAUUUAAAAAGAAUACUGUACAGUGACUAAUGUCCGCCCAGACACUGAGAGAGAGCAGAGUCCUAAUGACUAAUGGUAGAAAACUCUAUUUUUACCCCUUAACUUGAUAAUGUUUUUUGUAUUUCUAUUUUUUUCCAAUGGCAAGCAGCUUUCCAAGUAGUUAGACAUACAGUAUGACACGAUUCAGAAAUCCAAACCUACAUUUCCAUUCACAUACAUACAGAAUACACACACAUGGAUCACAGGUGCUCACAUGCAGGAGUGGUUACAGAUAAAAACAGUUCUAUAUCUACAUUUUCACACGUCUACACUAAUGCUCAGCCCGAUGUGGUGAAAACAUGUACAGACACCCACACACACAAAUCCGUGCUUCAUUGACAAUAUCACCUAUUUUCUCCCCACUGUAAUCUAGUUCCCUAAUUGCCUGCAAUCUGUGUCUCCAGGCAACAGUUGGGCCUCAAGUGCUCUAUUUUCACCUCCGGACAAAGACUCCUUUCUGAUUGGUCGCCCGUAUCCCCUCUCGUCAUUUUCACUCCAAUCAGACUUUUUGUUUACAGUCAUACGCCGUAGUAGCGGGUAAGUGGUGAGGCACUGAGGUGAGAGGAAUAUGCACUGGCACCUCAGAGGCCACCUGUUAGAUAGGGUCCUCUGGUUUAUUUAAAUUAGUUUGAGUUACAAAAACAAUUAAAAUAGACAUUAUAACCACGAUGCCCUGAUUUAACUGCACUGAUUCUCACUGGAUGUUAUUAUUGGUGUUUCAUUGUUUUAUUGUGUUAUUGGCCAUGAUGAAGAUAACGGAGUCAAAUGAGGGUCAAGUGUCACUGGUGCAAAUGAAAUGACCAGAAUAAAGUUGUGAUCUGCAAA
Hippoglossus stenolepis (Pacific halibut) is the source of this 2496-nucleotide messenger RNA. It is a transcript of the gene nrsn1l, whose product is annotated as neurensin 1-like. The record is from RefSeq and is a predicted model, not a curated record. Bases 508 to 1284 code for a protein of 258 amino acids. NCBI's taxonomy places the organism in Eukaryota, Metazoa, Chordata, Actinopteri, Pleuronectiformes, Pleuronectidae. Gene Ontology annotation, cellular component: neuronal cell body; neuron projection; transport vesicle. The transcript has 7 exons. Gene Ontology annotation, biological process: nervous system development.